CCCCUGCAUCAUAAAUAUCUCUAGCUCUCCACACGCGCGCAGACGAAGCGCGAAGCAACCGAACGAGCCGAGGACGACCACGAUCGAAGGGACCGAUCAUCGCCUGACAGGAGGGCAGCUCGCCGCUAGAGGAGCCGUCGCCGUCGUCGACCGCCGCCGCCGCGCCGUCCAGCAAUGGCCCGGCCGCAGCAGCGGUACCGCGGCGUGCGGCAGCGCCACUGGGGCUCCUGGGUCUCCGAGAUCCGCCACCCUCUCCUGAAGACGCGGAUAUGGCUGGGCACGUUCGAGACGGCCGAGGACGCGGCGCGGGCCUACGACGAAGCGGCGCGGAUCAUGUGCGGGCCGCGCGCGCGCACCAACUUCCCCGCCGACGCAGCCGCAUCCACGUCGUUCCUCUCCGCGGCGCUCGUGGAGAAGCUGCACCGGUUCAACCUGGCGUCUGUGCAGGCCGCGCAGCGGCAGAGGGAGGCAGCGGCGGCGGCCGCCUCCUCCGCCGCGGCCUCGGCCGCAAUGUCGAUCGGCGGCGACGCCUGGGCCGCCUGCGACUCGGGGACGCCGACGGCCGCGGAGUGGGGCGGGAGGUUCCUGGAGGAGCAGCACGUGGAGCAGAUGAUCGAGGAGCUGCUGGACUCCAACUUCUCCAUGGAGAUAUGCUAUUAGUUAGCUCUCUGUUCUUGCACCGAUGAGCUGCUUGCUCUCUGUUCUCCUGUGUCUGCCGCUGCAGAGCUGCUUGCUCUCUGUUCUUGCACCGAUGAGCACUGCAGCUGCGCCCCUGCUUUUGCAUGUGUGCGCGUUGCUCUGCAUCCGUGCAUAGUAGUCUGAUUGUACGAGUUUUCCACCUGGUAGUGUAUAGUACUCGUAAGUAGCACCA
Molecule: messenger RNA, 871 nt
Organism: Setaria italica (foxtail millet)
Lineage: Eukaryota; Viridiplantae; Streptophyta; Magnoliopsida; Poales; Poaceae
Product: ethylene-responsive transcription factor ERF003
Exons: 2
Coding region: 175-660 (161 amino acids)
Biological process (GO): regulation of DNA-templated transcription
Molecular function (GO): DNA binding; DNA-binding transcription factor activity
Source: RefSeq, a predicted model, not a curated record